AUGCGCUGCGCCCGAGCAACCACUCCCCACUCGCUCCUCCCGCUGGUGUUGUUGUCGCUGCCAGCAGAGGCUGUGUCGCGUCGGUGUGUAAGCUCUGCAAAGGCGGCGACCAACACACCACGGAGUGGAGCGCCCAGCCGGGCAGAUAAACGUGACAACGUGAGGCUGCUAUUCUCGCAAGCCUUCAAGGGUACGGAAGAGACGCUAGUGCGGUCAUCUGGACGUCCGUGGCAGCAACCCAUGGCAUCGCCGGCCUUCGGCACAGCCAGUAAAGUGUUCUCGGCGUCGAGUCGCAGUAACAGGGCGCGAAGGGCGAAGACGGCGAGAGAGUUGUUCCCGGAGAUUCGUGCGCUAUUCCCUGAUGUUGGUACGACGUGCACACCCCACAGGGCUCCGCCUCCUUCAUUCACGUCAAAGGCGGUGGAGGUAAGAGCAGGUGGGCGAGCGCAAUGGAAGGGAAUUGGGAAGGAGGCCGAACAGCAGCAGCGGCAACAGAUGUCUUCUGGCGAAGGUCCAUCAGUGUAUGUGCCAUGUAACUCACAACGGACUUCUGAAACACCUUCAGAAGCAGGUGCUGCUUCUGCCACAGACGCUCAACGGUAUGCGUUUGCGUAUGGAUUCUGGCAACGACGCAAUGAAUUCCUGCUGCAGCUGCAGCGGGAUACCCUGCAGCUUACGAAAGGGGUACAAUACAUGCGUGACGUGCAAGAGGAUGAUUUCAAAAAGUGCAUGACGAACACGUCACAAAUUACUUUUUUCUUCGUAUUUCCAUUCGUACUGUUGGUGAGUGCCGUUCUCUUCAACGAGUCUGUGUUGUACGGCGCGGAACUUAAUCACCUGCGGCUGAUCGACUAUGAUGAGUGGUUAAACAAGAAUGACGAAAGAAGGGGCAGUUUUAGGGUGGCUUCCAAGGGUGGGAAAUGA
Molecule: messenger RNA, 924 nt
Organism: Trypanosoma grayi
Lineage: Eukaryota; Euglenozoa; Kinetoplastea; Trypanosomatida; Trypanosomatidae
Exons: 1
Coding region: 1-924 (307 amino acids)
Source: RefSeq, a predicted model, not a curated record